Molecule: messenger RNA, 1074 nt
Organism: Debaryomyces fabryi
Lineage: Eukaryota; Fungi; Ascomycota; Pichiomycetes; Serinales; Debaryomycetaceae
Gene: FGR10
Product: Fgr10p
Exons: 1
Coding region: 1-1074 (357 amino acids)
Biological process (GO): protein maturation
Molecular function (GO): threonine-type endopeptidase activity
Source: RefSeq, a predicted model, not a curated record
AUGGAAGGGUCAAAUAGUUUAGUAAUUGUGCACAUAGGAGCUGGAAGUCACUCUUUACAGAAAAAUGACAAAUACAAGCAAUUGAUUAGAAAGGCUUUGCAAGUUAAUGAUUCGAAAACGGUGUUGGCAGAAGUCAGUAAGAAAUUAGAAAGAUCAGUUUUGACUAAUACUGGAUAUGGGUCGUCGCUAAAUUUGAUUGGGGAAGUUCAAUGUGAUGCUAGCUUUAUAUCUUACAACAGGGAAGAUAAAUAUACUAGUAUGGGAGUUAUGUAUAACAUAGUCAAUAAAUACCCGAUAACAGAAACCUUGAAAUGCUUCAAGCAAUUGAAUACGUUAUAUUCUACAGGAUUUAAAUCUUUUGGUCUUGCUAGACCCUUGAUAUUUGAUCAUUGUCAGAAGAAGCUAUUGGAUGAACUUACCAAUAACAAUGAGGAUGUGGACAAGGAGACGUUGGUAUCAACUAAGUCGCAGAGGAUCUACGAUACAUAUAAGCACACAUUGAUGAGUGACUAUAAUCAGACAUCAAACGAGCUAAAUCGCAUAAGAAAUGAAAUACAGGACACGAUAGGCAUCAUACAUAUAGGAAAUACAAACACAGAAAUCGCAACUUCAUCAGGAGGUAACUUCUUUAAAUUUCCAGGUAGAAUAGGGUGUGCAGGUGUUCUUGGAGCCGCUAUAGGACAUCAUACAAAGAAUGGGAUAUCAGUAAGUUGCAUGUGUAGUGGAAACGGAGAGGAUAUAAUAAUGAUGGAUGCCGCAGACCGAAUAGUAAAUAAUAUGAUUAAUGACUUCAGUGAAGAUUAUUGUGAACUAUUGGUCAAUAUCAUUUUGCAAGCCAGCACGGACUUACCCUUGACGGCCGUGGAUGACUACAAUAAUAAAAUGAUAUACAUCGGAGCUAUUUGUAUAAUACAUGACCUAAAUAGCGGUGUUAAACGCUUGGUUUACUGUCAUAGCACUGAAUCGUUCUAUUUUGGAUUCAGGUCACAUAAUAACAAGCCGGAAGUAAUUCUAAGUAGAUUAGAUAGUGACAAAGUAGGCCAUGUGUUUGUCAGGGGUGAGUUUAAAAUCUAA